Coregonus clupeaformis (lake whitefish) is the source of this 1423-nucleotide messenger RNA. RefSeq names its product protein FEV-like. Gene Ontology annotation, biological process: cell differentiation; regulation of transcription by RNA polymerase II. The coding region runs from base 201 to 866 and encodes 221 amino acids. The record is from RefSeq and is a predicted model, not a curated record. Lineage: Eukaryota; Metazoa; Chordata; Actinopteri; Salmoniformes; Salmonidae. The transcript is spliced from 3 exons. Gene Ontology annotation, molecular function: DNA-binding transcription factor activity, RNA polymerase II-specific; sequence-specific DNA binding. Gene Ontology annotation, cellular component: nucleus.
CAGAGGUAAAUUGCUAUUUUAAUUAAAGCAAUGCACCAGAGGAAAUUGCUGUCUGAAUAUUGUAUCAGAGAUGGGGUUUGUGACAGUUGCCUGGAAACUUCAAUCUGUCCCACAUUUAUCCCAGAUCACAGUUAUGAGAUAAAGUUUAAUACAAAUCUUUACCAGAAUGAAAUCCAACCCUUUCUUGAACAACAUCUACAAUGAGACAGAACUGCGGAGGAAACCUUAUGUUUAACAUGUAUCUCUCAGAUCCAACAGAAAAUCUGUUGAAAGAAAGCAAAAGUGGAUCCUGGAGUCCCAUAAAUACAGGAGUGCAAAAAGGUAGUGGACAGAUUCAGCUAUGGCAGUUUCUCCUCGAACUCUUGUCAGACAGCGCAAACAUGUCCUGCAUCACCUGGGAAGGGACAAACGGAGAAUUCAAGCUAAUUGACCCAGAUGAGGUGGCCCGGCGAUGGGGCGACCGCAAAAGCAAGCCCAACAUGAACUAUGACAAACUCAGCCGUGCACUGCGUUACUACUAUGACAAAAACAUAAUGACAAAGGUCCAUGGGAAGAGAUAUGCUUAUAAGUUCGACUUUCACGGCUUGGCCCAGGUGUGUCAACCGUCAACAACCGAGCAAGCUCUUUAUACAUUCCAGAGUAAUUUUGCCCCCAUUCCUUUUUCAGGGAUUUCCAAGCUAAGCCUUGUUGGUCCAGGCGUUGGUCCGUCCGGAUUCUCCUAUUGGCCGGGGUCGCCACACACUCUCUACCACAAUCACAACCUCCAACCCCCGGGACCGUUUGGUGCUGUGUCUGUGUCUGCUUCGCACAUCAACUGUGUCAACAACAUCAACAACCUGAAUAAUAUCAAUAACCACUACAAUUGACUACUAUUAAUCCACCAAUGAAGUGGUCUAAAAAGGCCUAAUCAUAAUUCACGAUGAUUGAUGUAGUCUGAGGCUUCCCUUUCGAAAUGUUAUCUUGUGAACCCAACACAUUGUCUAAUCCUAACUGAAUAUGCCAAGGCGCAAUUCAUUAAACAUUUUGUGGAAUGUUUCAAAUGUAAUAACAUGCGUUUUCAGAUAGGCUUUGUAUUUCAGACUAAAUCCAGAUUAAUAAUUUUUUUCUUGCCAAUUCUUUUUGUCAUUGAUUCGACAGGACACUGGUGUCUACACCUCUGAGAAUGUAUGGGCUUUUAGCGCCAUCAUGUGGCUAUUUAUUAAACAUAUAAAUACUGAAUUCAUCUCAAGUAGGCUUGCAGUGCACUAAUUUUAAAGUAGGAUUAUCAGCUCCAAUCUAAAAACAUUAUGGGGAUAAAGAUAUGUUGUCGCCAAUAUAUUCCCUGAUGACGCCCACUUUAAAUAGCCUUCGUUAUUUUAAAGGUCCAAUGCAGCCGUUUUUAUCUCAUUAUCAAAUCAUUUUUGGGUAACAAUUAAGAACCUUA